AUGACGCAGGAGAGCUUCCUCGUGCUCCAGAAGGAGAACCAUGCCCUCCUGCGUGAGAACAACGCGCUCCAUCUCGAGCUCAUUCGGUGCCAGGAAGAGCUUGAGGCCAAGGCCACGGUCAUGACCACGCUGGAGAAGGACAUGGACCACCGCGUCCAAGAGCUUACGUUCCUCAACGCGCAAAAGUCGCAGCAGCUGCAAAAGAAGGACACGGAACUGCAAAAGCUCUACGCCCAGCUCCAGCGCUUCGAGGCCAAGCCCGGCGACGAUACGUCGAUCGAGAUGAAGAGACAGCUGCCCGAUGCCAAGCGCACGCAGGCGCCCGCGCCGCCCGUACCCGACGUCUCUGGUGAUGAUGCAUGGCAGCGGCAGUUCCAGAGCUUGAGCGUGGACAACAAGGCGCUUCAUCACCAAGUGCAGCAGCUCGAAGCCCACAUUGUGUCGCGCGAAGCCGAGAUUGACCGGCUUGGGAACCUGCUAAAGGACGGUCACCAGUCCAAGAACUUUGCCGAGAUCAAGGCCAUGUACGAUAUGGAAGCCUACCACCUUGAGCAGCAGCUCGAGCAUGAGCAGCUGCUGCAUCAAGUCGAUCUCCUCAACGAGCAAGUCGCCAAGUACGAGCGCAAGCUCCACGCGUCCAAAGAUGAAGUCGACCACGCCAAGUACACGACCCAGCAGCUUACACUCGUGCAAGAUCAGAACCGACAAUACCUGCACGAGCUCGAGACGACGACGCGUGCACUCCAAGCGCUCGAGGCCGAGCACGCCUCGUGCACAACGUCGUACGACGAGCAAGCGCAGGCGCUCGCGAAGCUCGAGCUCGCGCUCUCCAACGCCAACGACCAAAUCGCCACGCAAAAAGCUCGGAUUGCGGCGCUCGAGAAUACCAUGACGUCGUCGUCGUACGACAAGGUAGCGUCGUCGCACGCCGUGUCUGACGCUCAGGCGCAAGCCUCUGCGAGCGCGUCAGAGCUAGCUCAGCUGCGACCCAAGGUCCUCGCGUUGCACACCAAGGUGAGCGAGCUCGAGCUCGCGCGCAAGGAGCUCGUGCUCCAAAAAGAGGCCCACGAGCGCGAACUUGAGAUUCUCCGAUCCAACUUGGGACUGCAAGCAAGCGACAAGACGCGGUCGCUGGAAACAACGGCCGAGCUCUCGGCCAAGGUCGCGUCGCUAGAGGCGGCUGUCGACGAGCGGGAUGCGCAGCUGCGGCGGCGGCGCGUCGCCCAGGAAGACGCCGAGCGCCACGUCGCCGAGCUCCAAAGCCGCAUCGAGUCCCUCCUGCAGACCCAGCGCGCGCUCCAAGCGCGUGUGGACGACGAGACACGCGAGCGUCAAGUUUGCACGACCUCCAACCGUCAAGACGAAAUCGAUGCGCUGCGCAAAGACAAGGUGCAGCUCGACGUGCAGCUCGCGUCCAGUCGCGAGGCGCUUUUGGCCAACGACGCGCGGGUGCGCGAGGCCGAAGCGCAGGUCGAACUUGUGCACCAGCAACUACAGCGGUCGCAAGCCGAGACGGCCGACGUGACCAAUCAGCUUAAGCGCCUCAAGGCCGACGCGAUCGAGUACCAGGAAACGGCCAUGCGGCUCGAGCUCCAGUGCAAUGAGGCGAGCCGGCAGCUCGAGUGGUACAAGCAAGUCCAGCAAGAUCAAGUCAAGGGCAAGCAAGACAGCGUCAUCUUUCAGCAGCGCUGCCAAGCCGCGCUGCUUGAGAAGACGCAGGCCGAGACGCAAGUCGCCGCGCUCACAGCGUCGCAGUCGAUGCUUCGCAAGCAGCUCGAAAAGACGCAAGACGACCUUCGGGGUGCGCACGACCAGCUAGCUCAGCUGCGACUAGAGCUCGACGAAGAAGCGCGCGCAGUGGCGACCGCAGGUGCUGAUGCGUCGGCGGCGCAGCAAGGGAAGCUGUAUUUCAAGACCGAGUUUGAGCGCGUCUCGGACGAACUUUCCGAGUGCGCAGCAACGCUGCAACAGGAAGAGCGAUCGCACCAUGCGACGCGGCAGCUGCAUGCGCAAGUGGCGCGGCAGGUCCAGGACCUCACAGCGCAGCUUCACCGCGCGCAGGCUAAGAGUAGCCAACUGGAGCAGCAGCUCGAGCAAGCCAAGGCGACGCGGUCCGGUCUCGAGCGGCAGUGGACGCUGGCCAAGGAGGACGGACAGACGCACGCGGCACGCUGCGCGUCGCUCGAGGUCCAAGUCAAGCGACUUGGCGAGGAGACGGCGCAACUUUCGGAGCGCGCGCUCGUCCUCGAACAAGACAAGACCCAGCUCCGUCACUUGCUGCACGAGAUGGAGCACUCGCGUGACGCACUACAGCUGCAGUCCAAGCAAGCGCAGCUCGACGCGUCGUUCCAGGGCCAGAAAACGUCUCAAGUCCACGCUCUUGUCGACGAUCUCCGCGCCACAGUGGCGGCUGCGAACGCAGAGAUCGCGCAUCUGAAAGACGUCGUCCAGACGCUCGAUGCCGAGAACGACAGCCUCCACAACAGCGUCGACCUCAAGACCGAGUCGGCCGAUGCGCUCACGCAGCAGCUCCACGCGUCCCAAGAAGAGUACACCCGACUGCGACUUCACGUGCAAGACUGCGAGCAACAGCUGAGCAAGCUCGAGCACGCACUGAACGCCAAGGAAGACGAAGUGUCGUUUCUCCAAAAGCAGCUCGACGCAACAUCAACCGCGCUUUCCAAAGCGACGGACGACGUGAGCUUGCGCGCCGCCGAGCACGUGGCGCUGCAGCAGGAUCUGCAGCACAUGACGGUCGAGAACCAAUCACUCUCGAACGAAUGCACCAAGCUGCACUUUGAGCUCGACCAAGUUGAAGAAGACCAUCGCGCAUUGCAUGCGCACGUGCGCACGGUUGAGCGCGAGCGAGAUUCUUUACAGAUCGAGCUCGACGACGUCAAGCAGUCGUACCGCGCGGCCGUGCUCGAGAUGGACGCCCUCGACACGACGCGGCAGCAGCUGAGCCACCGUCGCGAAGAGACAAGUGCGAUCAACGACUCGCUUCGCAAGCAGAUGCAGUCGGUGCUGUUGGAGAAGGAGGCCGCGACGCAGCACGUCGCUGAGCUUCGCGCCGAGCGAACGAUUCUCAUGGAUCAAAUCAAGCAGCUCUCGUUGCAACUCGAGCGGUCGGCAGAACAAGCCGAGGAAGCGUCGCGGUCCCAGGCCAUGCUCCAAGGGGCGCUGUCGUCGCAACACAAUGUCGCCUCGGAGCUCGCGUCCGAGCGGUUUGAGACGGUGGCGCAAAAGUCGAGCCUCCAGCAAAAGCUCAGCCACGUCCAAGCUCGGCUCAACCAUGCCCUGCACGACAAGACCGAGCUCUCGCAGCAGGUGGCAUCGAUAUCGUCUGAAAAAGCCAAGCUCGAGUCGCUCUUGCAGUCGCUCCGCGUUCAGAUGGCGACGACCCAAGGGCAGCUCGCCGACGCGCGGGAAGAACGCGAGGCCAUGGCGGCGCAGUUGCAAGUGUACCAACAGCAGCAACCCAGUCCUGUUUCGCCCUUGUACGUCGCGUCGUCAGUGGGCCGGGGCACACCGCCGUCGCUGCCCCGGAGCACGCCCUCGUCCGGGUCACGCGCCUCGUCCAACUUUAUGGCCGAAGCCGAAGCACGCUGCAAAGCGCUGGAAGAUCGACUGGCCAAGCAAGAUGCGACGAUUCAGCAACUGGAACAUUCGCGCACCAAGUUUCGCAAGUUUGCAGCCAAGUACGAGAAGGAGCUCGACGAGCGGGACCGCGUCAUUGAUGAGCUCCGAUCGUCGAUGCGCUCGUCGCACCGGUACUACAGCGACGACGAAGAGACCAAGACCCCAUAACUCUCUCGUUCGCUCAAGUCGACGACUCGUAUUUAAGACACUUACCAUUUAAAUAUCUAGUGCAUAGUUUAGUCCUG
Molecule: messenger RNA, 3884 nt
Organism: Saprolegnia diclina VS20
Lineage: Eukaryota; Oomycota; Saprolegniomycetes; Saprolegniales; Saprolegniaceae
Exons: 17
Coding region: 1-3807 (1268 amino acids)
Source: RefSeq, a predicted model, not a curated record